AUGAAGAGCCAAAGUUAUUCCCUGGCAGAAGAACGUGCUGAAUCCAAUACUACAUACCCGCUAACCACUGAGCCGUGUCCAAUUAAAGUGAGACGUCGAUCGACACAGCGUCUCGCCAGACACUCGGACCAGCGCGUGGACCGGCAUGUGUUGCUUCAACAGGCUAAGCGCCUAGGUGUUAAAGAACCCGUUCCUGCAUCGUGUUACAUUUGGAAGUUGACCAAUAUGAUUGUGGUUUAUGCUCCGUACUCCGUACAGUCCACUGAUGUGACCUACAACAUCCAGAGUUGA
Molecule: messenger RNA, 291 nt
Organism: Penicillium verrucosum
Lineage: Eukaryota; Fungi; Ascomycota; Eurotiomycetes; Eurotiales; Aspergillaceae
Exons: 2
Coding region: 1-291 (96 amino acids)
Source: RefSeq, a predicted model, not a curated record